GGCUCUAAAUUAAAAAUGUUUGUGGUAAAAGUGCUCAAGGUAAUGGGACUCGUUGGCGGCAUUUUACUCAUCAAAGAGCUGGGCGACUGGCCAGAGGAACCAGAGGCAGCUCACGCUGAGGCGUCGAAAGAGAGCCCCAAGAACAUCCUCCUCGAUGAAGAUGAUAAACGCGAUCUAAAGCGCAAGACAAACGACUUGAAGCGAAAGUAUUGCACCAAAGGCGGCAUCUGUGAGCCGCCGCCACCCAAACCCUUUUCGGAGAGCAUCGCCGAUGCCUGGGGCGACACGGUGAGGGCGGUCAAAAAGAUUCCCGCCCUCUGGGGCGGCGUGGCGAGCGACUUGGGUGACAGCAUCUGUCGCUUGUUCAAGGGGGAAUGAGAAGUAGGCGACGCCAC
This is a messenger RNA of Drosophila guanche, 395 nucleotides long. RefSeq lists its product as uncharacterized. The record is from RefSeq and is a predicted model, not a curated record. NCBI's taxonomy places the organism in Eukaryota, Metazoa, Arthropoda, Insecta, Diptera, Drosophilidae. The transcript has a single exon. The coding region runs from base 16 to 378 and encodes 120 amino acids.